UUUUUAGGUGUUAGGUGAGGCCUUUGGCUUUCCACACUGCUGCCUUUCUCCUUCGUAUCUCCUUCUCAGUAAAAUUCCUGCAGCUUCAGCUAUAAGCCCACCGUCCUAAAGAAUAUCCAGAAACAUGGCCGCCCCUCCAUCAUAUGCUGAUCUCGGAAAAGCGGCGAAGGAUGUGUUUAAUAAGGGAUACGGGUUUGGAAUGGUGAAGCUCGACCUGAAGACCAAGUCAGCCAGUGGAGUGGAGUUUAAGACCUGCGGCUCGUCUAACACGGACACAGGGAAAGUGAUCGCAAAUCUGGAGACUAAAUAUAAAUGGGACGAGUACGGAGUGACCUUCACUGAGAAAUGGAGCACUGACAACACACUGGGUACUGAGAUCACUGUGGAGGACCAGAUUGCUAAAGGACUGAAGGUGACGUUCGACACGUCGUUCUCUCCAAACACAGGGAAGAAGAGUGGGAAGGUUCAGACGGCGUAUAAGUGUGAGUUCCUGAAUGUGGGCUGUGAUGUGGACUUCGAUUUCUCCGGCCCGUUGGUUCAGGGCACCGCCGUUCUGGGCUACGACUCCUGGCUGGCCGGCGUCCAGGCGACCUUUGACCCCGCCAAGUCCAAAAUCACCCGCAACAACCUGGCCAUCGGCUACCGUGCGGGAGACUUCCAGCUGCACACACACGUGAAUGACGGCUCUGAGUUCGGAGGCUCUGUGUAUCAGAAGCUGAGUGAUAAUCUGGAGACAGCGGUGAAUCUGGCCUGGACCGCUGGGAGCAACAACACACGCUUCGGCAUCGCUGCUAAAUACACACUCGACUCCAACUCCUCUGUUAAUGUUAAGGUGAACAAUUCCAGUCUGGUUGGAGUGGGCUACACACAGACCCUCAGACCAGGGGUGAAGGUGAUCCUCUCUGCUCUGGUUGAUGGGAAGAGCAUCAACGCUGGAGGUCAUAAACUUGGCCUGGGUUUCGAACUGGAGGCUUAAACAUCGCCUCUGUUCAUUCAUCUCUCUCUGUGUGUGUUUGUAUUUGUGUGUGUGUUCUGUGCAGAAGCAGAACAUUCUUGCUCCCUCACACACACACACACUUGUUACAUAUACUUCAUCAUUCCUCUGAGUUUUAGCACUUUAGUUAAUCCUCUAUAUUUAUUUAUUUCCUACCCCACCCCCAACACACACACAUACACUCCACUGUACCUGGGAUCAUCUUUACCGUAUUUUCCUGAGUAUAAGAACGUGUAUUUUUGUUCUCUCUUAGCGUUUCUGUGAUCUUCCCUUGUGUGUGUGUUUACAGUAGCUCUGCUGCUCCAGGAAUAACUGUAGCUCCUGCCUCGAUGUUCCGAAUCUCUGAAAUUAUGAACUCAUUGCUAUAAAGUACACGUGUGGUCAGCUAGCCUGACUGUUGUAUUUAUGAUUAGCUUGGUGUUAAUACAUUGCUGUGAUUGAGGAAAUUAGCAUUAUUGUGUCCUUGCAGAAUGAAUAAAGAGCAUGUGACACUAACAGGACACACGCGUGUAAUUGUGCUGCACCACCAGGGGGUGCUGAAGUGCUGUUUUUAGAAAAAUUAAGGUACGUCAUGUUGAUUUUACACUUAUAGUCUGGAGAAUACGGUAAAAUACUCUUGUGUCUGUAGAGUUACUGUAUAAAUCACAUUAAAGCUGGUAUUCUACUA
Messenger RNA from Hemibagrus wyckioides, 1661 nucleotides. Its product is annotated as voltage-dependent anion-selective channel protein 2-like. Lineage: Eukaryota; Metazoa; Chordata; Actinopteri; Siluriformes; Bagridae. The record is from RefSeq and is a predicted model, not a curated record. The transcript is spliced from 9 exons. Gene Ontology annotation, molecular function: voltage-gated monoatomic anion channel activity. Gene Ontology annotation, biological process: monoatomic anion transmembrane transport. Bases 125 to 976 code for a protein of 283 amino acids. Gene Ontology annotation, cellular component: mitochondrial outer membrane.